AUGUCAGGACGCGGAAAAGGAGGCAAGGCAAAGACUGGAGGCAAAUCGAAGUCAAGAUCAGCGCGCGCUGGGCUCCAGUUCCCCGUUGGACGACUUCACCGAAUGCUUCGCAAAGGCAACUACGCCGGCAGGAUCGGUGGUGGAGCUCCCUUCGUAGCAAUGUCAGGACGCGGAAAAGGAGGCAAGGCAAAGACUGGAGGCAAAUCGAAGUCAAGAUCAGCGCGCGCUGGGCUCCAGUUCCCCGUUGGACGACUUCACCGAAUGCUUCGCAAAGGCAACUACGCCGGCAGGAUCGGUGGUGGAGCUCCCGUGUACCUCGCUGCCGUCCUGGAAUAUCUGGCCGCUGAAGUCCUGGAGUUGGCUGGUAAUGCGGCCCGUGAUAACAAGAAGACCAGAAUCAAUCCACGUCAUCUCCAGUUGGCCGUACGCAAUGAUGAGGAGCUCAACAAACUGCUCUCAGGAGUAACAAUCGCCCAGGGAGGAGUUCUGCCCAACAUUCAAGCUGUGCUGCUGCCCAAGAAGACUGGUGGAGAGAAGGAGUAG
Messenger RNA from Angiostrongylus costaricensis, 543 nucleotides. The record is from the annotation of a GenBank genome assembly. NCBI's taxonomy places the organism in Eukaryota, Metazoa, Nematoda, Chromadorea, Rhabditida, Metastrongylidae.